This is a messenger RNA of Priapulus caudatus, 637 nucleotides long. Its product is annotated as lysoplasmalogenase-like protein TMEM86A. Lineage: Eukaryota; Metazoa; Priapulida; Priapulimorpha; Priapulimorphida; Priapulidae. The transcript is spliced from 2 exons. The record is from RefSeq and is a predicted model, not a curated record. Gene Ontology annotation, cellular component: membrane. Bases 188 to 637 code for a protein of 149 amino acids.
ACAGCAGCAACAACAACAAGUUGAGUUCGAGCAGAGGGUCGAGGAAGAAGAGUAAAAAAAUUAAAUCAAGGCCGAGGUUACGCAUAAUCACGUUAUUUCUCAGAGGCUCAGGUUCGGUUAUCAAUCUACUGUUACAGUGCUGUCCUAAACACAUUCACGCACAGUACCGGUACCUAUUUUCUCCAACAUGACAAGCCCGAAAGCUGUGGUGAAGAGCGUCGGGCCGAAGCUGGUGCCGUUCUUCAAGACGGCGGCCGUCUACUUCGUGCUCUUCCUGCCGGACACGCACCCGUCGGCGCUCGCGAUGCUCGUCAAGUGCCUGCCCGUCAUCUCGCUCAUCGUCUUCGUGCUGCUGCACGGCAUGAACCUGUUCGGACGUCACGAGGUGACGACGUACUCGCCGCACGCAUCAGUCGCCGGGGGUCCUCGCCGUACACAAGUCGACGCGUGCCCUCGGCGACGCCGCUUGCUCGUCUGGGACGCCUACUUCCUGCACGGCAUGUGGCGUCGCGGGCGGGCGCUAGGCGCUACGCGGUCUGCCCCCGACGGCAGCCUUCCCGCGCGGUUCUCGGGGAUGGCCGGGCCGUGUCAACCCGGCGAUACGGUCCGGCUCGGUGUGCGCCGGCUGGCGUCCUGA